AUGACAACGCCAUCUCGCGAUGGUGGCUUCAGCGAUCUAAGCUUCAUUUCUGUAGGUGAUCCAUACGACCAGAAGAAAGCCAAGGAACGAGGUCUGGGAGGUGACUUUAAGCCAUUCCUCACCUGUCCUCCGAAAAAGGGCCAGCUUGCUGCUACUUUUGGUCCCGGUUUCCCGAAAUACGAUCCACUUGGCGGUGAGUACGCAGAGCAAUACAAACUUGAAGCUCGACGUCGACUUGAGAACACGAAACAGUUUGUCAAGCCGAUGGGAUUCUCGUAUUCAAACCCGUCCCAGAACCAUACUGGGUCUGGCGACUACUACGGCGCAUUCGGGAAAUAUGAACGUGACGAAGACGAUAUCAAGAAAGCGGCUGAGGAGAAUGCAGCACCGAAACCCAAUCCAAAAGACAAACAGUUCGAAAGGAAGAAUGUGCUUACAAACCCGGGGCGUCGAGGCACUUUCGGGUAUGCUGGUACUUUGAUCGGCGGGAGUCUUACUGCCAUGGACGCUGACUUCGGGUCGGAACGACGAGCUACUAAGAUCCUCGAAGCUAAGCACAAAGCAGCGAUUGGUGACCGCAAGCCCUUUAAGUCUACUACUGAAGGAGUCGAUUUCUUCGACAGUCACGAACACGUUGCAGCGUCACGUGUAAUGGGGUGGGAUGAUCAGUGUCUGGCUAAGCCGCCAGGUGCACAAGAGCUUAUGAACCCCAAGGAGCGUGCAGCAGCUCGAGCUCUAACGUACAAAGUCUGGAAGCCCAAUCAUCCGAUUAAAAUAGGAGAAGAAGGCACGUUCGAGAAGUUUCCAGAGAGACUACCAGAGCCAUACGACGAAGCCAUCGUGAAUCGUGCCAUGCUACCCAAUCGCCGUAACCCCGUCAAGAUAGCGACCAAGGACUUGCCCAGCUCACUACGCGAGCGUAGGGCAUUUAAACCCGGUGGUGGGCCAAAGACCAAGCUGACUCGAGGCACCUGUCUGCUAGGUAUUUCAAAGCACCACGUUUAA
Molecule: messenger RNA, 1005 nt
Organism: Phytophthora infestans T30-4
Lineage: Eukaryota; Oomycota; Peronosporomycetes; Peronosporales; Peronosporaceae
Exons: 1
Coding region: 1-1005 (334 amino acids)
Source: RefSeq, a predicted model, not a curated record